AUGUGGCGCGACCAGCCGAACAUUCUGCGUCCGCGACACAUCGGCAGCACCUUUUAUUUGCCCGGAGGUGGCACUGGUGGCGGGCGAGGCGGAUCGGUGCCGCAGGUACCGGGUGAGUACCCCCUGCCUGUAGUGAAUCCCCCGCAGGACGCGCGUGAUCGCCUGAGCGCCGUGGAGCGUGCUUCGUCCGAUACGGCCGUGACUACGCUGCUUUCCCGCUAUCGGGUUGAGAACGAGAGGCUCCAAGAUCAAUUGAAGGCGCAUGCCGUUCACGAGGCACUACUCGAGCAGCGCUUGCACGAACUGAGCGCCAGAAACACCGCCCUGCAUCUUCAGGAGUUUCGAAAAAAGGAAAGCGACUCUGCGCUGGACGCGCUAAAGAAACAGCUGGAGGAUCGCGAGCAUGAGGUGCGUGCUCUGCAGCUGCAGGUGGAGAAGCAAGCGGGACGCAUUGCUGCAUUUGAGGAAGCCGUUUCACGUCCCCCGCGUGACUCGGAAGAGUCCCCGGCGACGCCUUCAUCGUCCUCGUCGCGCCGCACACACGAGCUCUUGUGUCAGAUAUUAAGCAGCGUGGGGUUUUUAAAAAGUGUGUUUAACGCAGUCAAGCAUUGCCGAACAUCGCCGCAUGAGGAGACGGGGUGCCAGCGUCCGCUGCAAGAAUGCACGUUGCGUUGCCUGCAGGCCGCUAUGCGGGGUAACCAGGAGACGCUAGGGGAUAUGCUGGGCCGAGGACACCAAGCAUCAUGCGAGGAGUUGGCGCUUGCCAUUCGCGAGGAGGUGAUUUUUUGCGAGGCCUCGGCAGUGCAGGUGGCGGCUCAGCUGCUUGCCGAGCGUGCGCCCCCCGCGGCCUUGGGGGAGGAGCCCCGCACGACGCCCCCACUGCCGUUAGACGCUGACAGUGGCGCCGGCGCCGCCGAGGCAGAAGCGCGGGAAGGAGGGGAGCUGGAGGAGGAGAAGUGCGCUUCCUCCGUGGAGCAGCCGCCGUUGGCGGCCCCGCCGGCACCCUGCGCGAGACGAAGGCCAACAUCGCGACCCACCGUUGACGACUGCGAGGUUCAGUGA
Molecule: messenger RNA, 1062 nt
Organism: Trypanosoma conorhini
Lineage: Eukaryota; Euglenozoa; Kinetoplastea; Trypanosomatida; Trypanosomatidae
Exons: 1
Coding region: 1-1062 (353 amino acids)
Source: RefSeq, a predicted model, not a curated record